Boeremia exigua is the source of this 1163-nucleotide messenger RNA. RefSeq names its product 3-ketoacyl-reductase-like protein. NCBI's taxonomy places the organism in Eukaryota, Fungi, Ascomycota, Dothideomycetes, Pleosporales, Didymellaceae. The record is from RefSeq and is a predicted model, not a curated record. The transcript is spliced from 3 exons. Bases 347 to 1102 code for a protein of 251 amino acids.
CCCCCACCUAACGAACCAUAUAGCCGAACACAAGGAUGACCAAUGAGCGGCCAUCUAGGCCGACCACCACCGCUCUGCAACCGACGUCAGCACACGUCUUUGCUACCCCUCAUUGUGUUGUUCUCCGUAACACAGCGGUUGGCCCGGGAGCGCCUUGAUUGGUAACCCGUAGGUGCGGCUACCAUGUACGGAAGACUGUGGAGUGAUCUUUGCGGAGAGAAACCCGGAUAUUGCUCGGUUACUUGACCAUCGCUCUUACUGUCAUUCUAUAGGCACAGAUCGAGACAAGUAAUCAACACAUCCCUUCUUCAACCCAAAUCCCCCAACCAGAAUCAACGCACACACAAUGGGCAGACUUGACGGCAAAGUAGCGAUUGUGACCGGCGCUGGCUCGGGUUUCGGCGCGGGCAUUGCGCUCCGCUACGCCGCUGAAGGUGCAAAGGUGCUCGUGUGCGACAUCAACGAAUCGACUGCGCAGGCAACAGCAUCCAAGGACAGCGCCAACCUCGCAGCAUUCAAGAUGGAUGUGACCAAGCGCGCUGACUGGGAGGCUACGAUGCGGACCGUCAAGGAAAAGUUCGGGCGCUGCGAUAUUCUAAUCAAUAAUGCGGGAUGGAGCUAUGUCAACAAGCCGACGGUAGACGUCACUGAAGAGGAGUUCGAGAGGGUGUUUGAUGUCAAUGUCAAGGGUGUGUACUUGGGGUGCCAGGCGUGGGUCGGUCAGGCAGUGGAGAGGAAGGAGGGGGGCGUGAUCAUCAACAUUGCUAGUGUGGGUGCAACGAGGCCGAGGCCUGGGUUGGUGUGGUACAAUGCGUCAAAGGGCGCGGUUUGGAACGCAACAAAAGGCCUUGCGGCUGAGUAUGGACCGCACCAGAUUCGAGUCAACUCCAUCUGCCCGCUUGUUACGGCAACAGGAUUGUUCUCAGCGUUCACGGGCAUGGAGGAUACCCCCGACAACAGGAAGAAAUUCAUUGGCAACGUACCGAUGGGCAGAAUCGGAGAGAUCGAGGACGUUGUGAAUGCAUGCGUCUUCAUGGCGAGUGACGAGGCGAGGUUCAUCACAGGAACGAAUUUGGAAGUCGACGGUGGCCGAUGCAUAUAGAGAAAUUUCAAAAUUGCGGAGCGACUGUAAGAACCUCUUGCAAUCCAAUCAAGACUCUUAU